This is a messenger RNA of Entrophospora sp. SA101, 675 nucleotides long. NCBI's taxonomy places the organism in Eukaryota, Fungi, Glomeromycota, Glomeromycetes, Entrophosporales, Entrophosporaceae. The record is from the annotation of a GenBank genome assembly.
AUGUUGAAAGAAUUUAAACAAAGACUUUUCUUACCUCAUUAUGUUGCAAAUUUACUUUUCAUAUUACCAUAUUUGAUUAUCCGUUAUAUUCUACCAUAUGAUUAUUUAGAUAUUAGUAUCGAGCUACCGGAGAAAAGAAUUUAUAUGAUUUUUACAUUUUUGAUAUCAUUAAAAUAUAAAACAACAGGAAAAGUAUCUCAAAGUAGUAAAUUAAGGAAAAAGAAAAAUAAGAUUGAAGAGGAAAAUGAGGAAUACUGGAUAAUAUUUUGUUAUGUAUCAUGGAGCAAUGUUUGUAGAAAUUUUGAACCAGUUGUUGCUGAAACUUCCUUAAAAAAUAUAAACUUUGCAAAAAUUGAUUUAGAGAAGUAUCCAGCAGUAGCAGACGAAUAUAAUAUAUCAUUGUCACCAUCAAAUUUCGAUAUACCAACUUUACUAUUAUUAAAAAAUGGAGAUUUAAUUAGUAGAUUGCCUCAAGAUCCUGACACUAUUAUAAAUCAAAAUGAUCAAAUGAAACAACUUAAAAGUCCAUUAAUUAAAAAUAUUAAAGUUACUUGGGAUAGAUUAGGUUGGGGUCGAGACAUGUGGGAUAGUCGUGGUGAUGGUUCUGUUUGUUGUUCUCCAGUAUUGGUACCAUUAUUGAUUAAUGCUAAAUCUACUGGUCAAAGUUGUCGUUGA